Molecule: messenger RNA, 1087 nt
Organism: Colias croceus (clouded yellow)
Lineage: Eukaryota; Metazoa; Arthropoda; Insecta; Lepidoptera; Pieridae
Product: methionyl-tRNA formyltransferase, mitochondrial
Exons: 5
Coding region: 16-1059 (347 amino acids)
Biological process (GO): biosynthetic process; conversion of methionyl-tRNA to N-formyl-methionyl-tRNA
Cellular component (GO): mitochondrion
Molecular function (GO): methionyl-tRNA formyltransferase activity
Source: RefSeq, a predicted model, not a curated record
UUACAAUAACAGAAAAUGACAUUUGUUGUACAUAACCUAGCUUUGCUUAGACGAAAAAUCCUUUUUAUUAGUGAAAAAUGUAUAAAUGCACAAAAAUUUUGCACCAAAACCCCAUAUAAUGUGUUGUUCUUUGGUUCUGAUGAAAUUGGACUUAGCAGCUUACGUAAAAUUAAUUCUUUAAGGAAAUCUGAAAAAGUAAUAAGUCGGCUACAUCUAGUAACUGCUAAUAGUUCUAAGAACAAGAGUACAAUAGAAAAAUUCGCACAAAGCGAAGGAAUCCCAAUAUUGCAAUGGCCAAACUUAAACAUUCAAAAUGCCGAGUACGAUAUCGGCUUAAUAGUUGCAUUUGGACAUUUAAUCAAAAAGGAUGUUCUUGACAAAUUUCCUUUAGGUAUGGUUAAUGUUCAUCCCAGUCUAUUACCUCGAUGGAGGGGUGCUGCUCCCAUAAUCCACACUUUGUUAAAAGGUGAUGAAGUUGCUGGUGUGUCACUAAUGAAAAUAAAACCAGAUAAAUUUGAUAUUGGUGAAAUAAUAAGCCAGAAAGUAGUUCCUGUGCCAAAUGAUAUACUGUUACCAGAAUUGACAAAACAACUAUCAGAUAUUGGAGGAGAGAUGUUAGUAGCCUGUAUGAGAGCAUUACCAACUAGUCUUGAUAAUGCUAAGCCACAGAGUAAUGAAGGAGUUACUUAUGCAAAGAAAAUCAAUAAAACAAUCAGUGAAGUCAGAUGGUCAGAAAUGACAGCUAAACAAGUUUAUAAUCUGUAUCGAGCGACAUACGGCCUCUAUCCAUUGACAACAACAUUCAGAGACAAACCAAUGAAAUUAUUCAAUGCUUUUCUUGUACCAGAUGAAAAUAUCGAACGAAAUUUGCAACCAAUCGGAUCACUAGAAUAUUGUACACAAAGAGACGCCGUAAAAAUACUAUGCAAAGACAGAAAAUAUAUUUAUUUCAAGUCCCUUAGGAUAUUGGGGAAGCGGGAAAUUACGGCGCUUGAUUUUUACAACGGUUAUAUUAAAAAUAUUCCCUUAGAUAAGAGAAAAUAUGUAGUAGGUUGUUGAUUUAGUAAAUAAAUGUUAUUAAAGUUUA